UAGUAUUUUGGCGCCGAAAUGUAAUUAUUUGCUCGUGUGGUGAAAUAAAUUAACGUUGGUGUAAUUCCUUGUGCUCGAAACGUUACAUUUGGGUUGAUUUAUGCCGUGAAAGGUUUAGUGUUUUUCGCUUCGUGGCGUUGGCAUUGAACGUCACUGUCAAGUCGCAUGUGCUCCGUUUUUCGAAAAUCGCACAAAAAGUUUGAAAUGUGGGAAAAACUGUCAACUCUUUUAACCAAAAACAACCUCCUCCAAAAGCGGUACUUGUUUAGCGUUCAGCUGGGGCACUGUCAACACCUGCAAGUGACCAACUCGCGAAUCCUAACCCCACACACCAAGAAAUGGUUGAGUUUGUUAUCUAACUACCGAUUUUCAAAAUUUUGCCAGUCAAGUAAGUUACAAGUCCAACCGUUUAACGCGAUAUCAACCAGCGAGAGACUUGGCAAUGCGUCACUUGACCGGUUUUUAAGGGACGAAAAAAUGGACCCUGAAGCUUAUAAAAAGAAUUUAUUUAAACGAAGACCGGUGUCUGCAGUCUUGAAAAAAUCAAUUAAGGUACGUCGACCUCCAGAUUUAGUGAGACACUAUUCAACUAGCGUUGAUAAGGAGGUUGAUAACAAACCGGCAACUUCUGAUAGAAUCAGCACUUCGCCUAAAAACGUUCUCCACAAUGUUUUCGCCGUUGUUGCCCAACAACUCAACAACAGAGAGCUUAAAUUACAACCGAGUUACAACAUAAUCAAGGAAAAAAAUAAAAUUGUUUCGUGGUGUUGCACCUACAACCCCAAAUGGCCUGAGCCAAUGAAGUUUGUCUCAACUGGAAAAACCAAACAAGAGGCUUCGCACAAAGCGGCUCAUGCCGCUCUACUGUGGUUAAAAAAACUGGAAAAAAUAACACCAGACGGCCAUCCAGUCAUGAUAGAUAAACGCGAAGUGUUGGACAUUAAUAGACGCUCACUUCCCACAGUAACACUCGACCAGAACACAACAAAUCACUUGAAAAACGUAGCAGAAAUUUACAACAAUGAGUUCGUCCCACUUUUGCAAGAAAAUCUCGAUAAUAAGACCAAACCAGCGUUUGAAAUAAACGAAAUUCAGAGCUUGAGUGAUGUUAAUGGGAAUUUGAGACAGAAGGUGUUUCCAGUUUCCAAAUAUUUAGCUAAGGAGAAAGUUAAUUUGCCCAUUUCUGAAUACAAGGAGCAGUUUAUACAUUUGUUGAGAGAGAACCAAAUUAUUAUAGUUAAAGGGGAGCCAGGUUGUGGGAAAAGUACCCGGAUUCCGCAAUAUGUUUUGGAAUCGUGGGCCACUGAAGGGCUUAGUAAGGGAGAGCCUUGCAGAAUUGCGGUCACACAACCUAGGAGGAUUGCUGCCAUGUCUUUGGCCGAUCGGGUGUCUGAUGAAAGGGACGAAAGGUGCGGUCACAUAGUCGGUUAUCAGAUCCGCCUAAAAUCCAAUUUCAAUCCAAACACCGGCCGCAUCCUCUACUGCACGACCGGAAUUCUCCUCAAACAUCUUCAAUCCGACGUAAACUUGAGUAACUUUACGCACGUUAUUUUAGACGAAGCCCACGAACGGGACGUGAACACAGACCUGUUGCUGAAUUUGCUACGAAAUGCAAUCACCAAAAAUAAUAAUUUAAAACUAAUAGUCAUGAGUGCCACCGUUGACAUCGACCUGUUCAAAAACUACCUCAACGACGCUCCCACCAUGCACAUUCCUGGCUUUACAUAUCCGGUCAAAUCGCAUUUCCUCGAUGAUAUUAAUCUCGAUUUGGGCAAAACGCGAAAAAUCUGCGAAAACAACGAAUCGCCGAACGUAAUGCAUGAAGAUGUGGCCAAGAUUAUUAAACAUGUUCAUGAUACGAAGGAUGAGGGGGCGAUUUUGUGUUUUUUGCCCGGUUGGGAGGAUAUUGUUAAAGUGCAGAAGUUGAUUCCAAUGAGGGGGGAUUUGGCUGUGUUGUGUCUCCACUCAAGGUUGCAGGAUUCCGAUCAGAGGAAGAUUUUUUCGCGGACUCCGCCUGGUGUCAGGAAAGUUAUUCUCUCGACGAAUAUUGCAGAGACUUCAGUCACGAUUGACGAUGUUGUUUAUGUGGUCGAUACGGGGAUUCACAAGGAGAAUCGGUUUGAUAAUGCGAAAGGUGUCACGUGUAUUGACAACUAUUGGAUCUCACAGUCAAGCAUGACACAGCGUAGAGGGCGCGCCGGUCGUGUACGACCAGGCGAAAGUUUCCACUUGUACACAAAGUCAAAAUAUGAUUCGUUUUCCCCAUUCACCGAUCCCGAAAUUUUGAAAACAUCCCUCACAAAAAUCGUCCUAAACUCCAAAGUUUACAGCAAUAACAUGGACGCGUUAGAAUUUAUGAGUCAAUUGCCUAGUCCUCCCGAAAAAAAUACAACACGGAGAGCCGUCCGUGAAUUGAAAGAUUUGCAACUAUUGGACGAAAACGAAAAUUUAACAUCACUCGGGAGAGUCUUAGCCAAUUUUCAAUUAGAACCGAAAUUAGCCAAAGUCUUAGUCAAUGCAGUUGUGUUCAAAUGUGUGACGCCCGUUGUUGAUAUCGUUACGAUUUUUUCGUCAAACACCGAAUUGUUUAGUACGAGUCUUGUGGAUAAAGAUACCAUUAAACAAAUCAAGACGAAAGGGAGCAAACAUAGCGAUCAUUUAGCCAUGAUGCGGCUUUUUGAGGCCUGGCUACAACUGAUGGAAGAGAGGGACGCAUCAGCAGCUGAACGAUAUUGUUACGAUGCUAAAUUAGUUCACCAUAAACUUGUCACUCUAAAUAAACUGAGGGAUAUUCAUUUCGAUUAUUUACACAACGGCCUCCAUGACUCACUUCCAAUUGCUGAUAACUUCUCUGAUAAUGAUGAACUAGUCAAAGCUAUUUUAUUCUCAGGCGUUGGGACGUUGCUGAGGCACCGAAACUUUGACAUAGUUAAAGGGCGCUGUAAAAAAUCGAACGUUUUUUUGACUAGUUAUAAUCACAAAGCGUCGAUUACUUCGGAAAGUGUCAAUUUUAAAAAGACGGCGUUUCCGUCAAACUUCUUAGUUUAUUUUAACGAAAUUCAGUCAAAUAUUAGGAGAAUUACUUUAGUUAGGGAAUGCAGUGUUAUUGCCCCUAUCGCCGUUCUGUUGUUUUCUGAUAAACCCCUCGUUACCAAAGAAGUCGAAACUAAUGAUAAGGUUCUUUUAAGUCUCAAAGACACCAAAAUAGAAAUUCAAUGUUCCAAAGAAGAAGCCGAACACAUAAUAAAGUGCAAGGAAGCGAUUGAUUCAGCCUACUCCUAUUUCAUUUUCCAGAUGACGGAAGGUGGCGAGUGCAAUUCACGAAUAAACGCAAUUUGGGACAAAAUUCUAAACCACAUUAACUCAAUUUUGGAGAAACACAGUAUUAAAUAAAAAUCUGGUUUUUGUACAUUAAUAGAAGCUUGAAUUAAUUUA
Messenger RNA from Tribolium castaneum (red flour beetle), 3435 nucleotides. Its product is annotated as ATP-dependent RNA helicase DHX30. Lineage: Eukaryota; Metazoa; Arthropoda; Insecta; Coleoptera; Tenebrionidae. Gene Ontology annotation, cellular component: cytoplasm; intracellular anatomical structure. Gene Ontology annotation, molecular function: ATP binding; G-quadruplex RNA binding; G-quadruplex DNA binding. The transcript is spliced from 7 exons. The coding region runs from base 166 to 3393 and encodes 1075 amino acids. The record is from RefSeq and is a predicted model, not a curated record.